AUGUCUUUUUCAUUGAAUUCAUGGAGCUUUGGGUUUGUUCUCAUGGCUCUAACGGAACUGACAAUCAUCGGCAGACCCUGUUUAGCUGCGUACCGGCCGAGCCCUUGGGCGCUGGCUCAUGUUACCUUUUACGGGGACGAAACCGCCUCCGAGACUAUGGGGGGAGCUUGUGGUUAUGGGAAUUUGUUCAGCAGUGGUUACGGUACGGACACGGCUGCUCUGAGCACGACGUUGUUCAACAACGGGUUCGCUUGCGGGACUUGUUAUCAGAUAAAGUGUGUGCAGUCCAAGUGGUGCUACCCUACGGUUAAGUUCACCACCGUUACGGCGACCAACCUUUGCCCUCCGAAUUGGGCCGAGGACUCCAACAACGGUGGGUGGUGCAACCCUCCUCGAGUCCACUUCGACAUGUCGAAGCCCGCUUUCAUGAAAAUUGCUCAGUGGAAGGCCGGUAUUGUCCCCGUCAUGUACCGGAGGGUACCGUGUGUAACGAAAGGGGGGUUUCGGUUUAAGUUCCAAGGGAACGGGUACUGGUUGUUGGUGUAUGUGAUGAACGUAGGCGGCGGCGGCGACAUUGCGAAAAUGUGGGUUAAAGGAAGCAAAACAGGGUGGAUUAGCAUGAGCCAUAACUGGGGAGCUUCUUAUCAAGCAUUUGCAACUCUUAGAGGCCAAUCUCUCUCUUUCAAGAUCACUUCAUACACGACCAAGGAGACUAUCAUAUGCUGGAAUGUUGCACCUGCAAACUGGAAUAUAGGCCUGACUUACAGCACAGAUGUGAACUUCCAUUAA
Hibiscus syriacus is the source of this 789-nucleotide messenger RNA. RefSeq names its product expansin-A7-like. Gene Ontology annotation, cellular component: extracellular region. Gene Ontology annotation, biological process: plant-type cell wall organization. The record is from RefSeq and is a predicted model, not a curated record. The coding region runs from base 1 to 789 and encodes 262 amino acids. NCBI's taxonomy places the organism in Eukaryota, Viridiplantae, Streptophyta, Magnoliopsida, Malvales, Malvaceae. The transcript has 3 exons.